AUGGAUGCCACAGCCCUUCAUUAUGAAAACCAGAAGUUGGUGCAGCAAUUGGAAGCACAGAAGUCUGAAAUGCAUGUGUUGGAAGCUAAGUUCAAGGAGUUGAGGAAUGAACAAUCUUCUUAUGACAAUACUUUGAUUUCCCUGGAUAAGAUGUGGAAUCAGCUUGUUGAUGAUUUAAUCUUGCUUGGAGUUCGAUUUGGUGGCGGUUUGAAUAAUUUGCCUGCACUUGACCAUGAAGAGUUGUCAGAAGAAUCUAUCGAGUCAUGUCCUUCUGAGGAAAUUUUUCUCUUCAUGCUCUUGAAGUCCAACAAUUAUGGAAAAAAGGACGACAAUAGCUUGUUGGAAUUCGCUGAAGAAGCUCUUGCUUUGCGCCGUUCGGCAACUCUUGCUCUGAUGAGGUCCCUUCAAGAGGCUAUUGCUGCACAACAGGCUAGAAGUGAAUAUUUGUCAUUAGCUUUAAAUGGAGAGAAGUCAAAUGAAGAUGUUGUUGUUGCCCUCCAAAACCACAAUGAUCACUUGAAAGAGGUGGUUGGCAAUGUCCGUGAAGCUAUUUCUAUCGUCAAUGGGAAGCAUAAAAGGUAUCUGGAUGAGAUUGAGGCUUUCAAAAGCAGCUACUCAAAAGAAUUGCAGGAAAUCAAGCAUCUUUCAGGAGAGCUAGAGGAAACCAUGGCAGAGCUUGAGGAAAGUCGACGGAAGUUGGUUAUUCUCCAGUUGCAGAGGCAUGGAAGUUCGCUAAUGAACAUGUCUGGUCCAAACGCUGUGAAUGGUGCUGUUUCGGCUGAUAAAUCUUCAGAUGAAAACAUGGGCUGGGGAGAUCUUAAAGAUGCUGUUGACGAAGCUAAGACCCUUGCAGGAAACCGCCUGCUUGAACUCCAUGAGACUCAAGAGGAUAAUCUAAUACUGUCUAACCAGUUAGAAGAUCUGCAGGCUCAGUUAAAAGAUGAUAACUAUAUUUUCACAUCAAAACCAUAUACAAUUCUUAGCGACAAGUUACAUCAUAUGAAUGCUGAGAUAGAACGAUACAAGGGUUUGGUUGAAGUAUUACAGAAUGAUAAGAACCAGUUCUUGCAAAGGGAGAAAGAAAUGUGUGCAAAAGGAGAAUCCGUCGACAAUAUUGAACAAUCCAUUACCGCUUAUGAGGCCAAAAUCGAAGAACUGGAACAUCAGAUUCUGAAAUCCAUGGCUGAGAAGAAUGAUCUUGAGAUCAAAGUUGAGGAAUCAUUGCAAGAUUCAGGUAAAAAAGACUUCAAGGAUGAGAUUCAUGUCAUGGCUGCAGCACUCUCUAAAGAGAUGGAAAUGAUGGAGAAUCAAUUGAAUAGAUCAAAGGAUGCGGCUUCUGAAGCACUUGCAUUACGUGAAGAAGCUGAAUCGUUGAGAACCUUGUUAGCUAAGAAGAUCAGUGAGCAGAAGGAAAUAUCUGAUAGAUACAACGCACAAGUCUCUGAGAUCAAGUCCCUCAAAGAAUUGAUUGAGACGUUGGAAAAGGAAAAUCAGGAGUUGGAAUUUAUUGUGGAUAUGUAUGGGAAAGAAUGUUCUGAGUCGAGGACAAUUACAGAGAUCAAGGAAUCAGAAAAUCGAGCUCGCAAGCAGGCUGAAUAUUUGAGAACUAGUCUAGAGGAGCAUAGUCUUGAGCUUCGUGUAAAAGCAGCAAAUGAAGCCGAAACUGCAUGCCAGAGAAGGCUUUGCAUUGCUGAAGCAGAACUGGAAGAGUUAAGGACCGAUGUAGAUGCAUCUGAAAGAGAUGUUCUGGAACUCAAGGAGGCAAUAAGAAUUAAAGAAGCGGAAGGAGAUGCUUAUAUCUCUGAAAUUGAGACAAUUGGUCAAGCAUAUGAAGACAUGCAGACACAAAACCAGCAUCUUCUUCAACAGGUUGCCGACAGAGAUGAUUUUAACAUAAAGCUAGUAUCAGAUAGUGUGAAGACAAAGCAAGCCUCUGCUUCCCUUCUCUCUGAAAAGCAUUUGUUACAGAAGCAACUCCAUCAGGUUAACAGUUCACUGGAGUCAUCUAAACAAAAACUCUCCCGUGGUGAAGAGCAGAUGAAAGCCUAUGUCGCACAAGCUAUAAAAACUUCUUCAGAGAACAGGCAUCAUGCAAUUACCAUUGAAAAGACUCUGCUGGAGGUAUCUGAAGCAGAGAAGGAGCUCAAGUGGCUUCGGUCCGCCGUUGGAUCCUCUGAGAAAGAAUAUGAGCAAAACCAGAAAAAAAUAGCUGAGCUCAGAACGGAGCUGGAGCGUGAGAGAAGCGAGAAGAGAAAGCUCGAGGAAGAAUACGAGGAGGUGAAGAAUGAAGUCGCGGAGCUGACCUCCGAGAACGAAGAGGCUACUAUCCAGAAGCUCCAGGACGAGAUAAAAGAAUGCAAGGCUAUUCUCAAGUGUGGCGUGUGCUUUGACCGACCCAAAGAGGUUGUGAUCACCAAAUGCUUCCAUCUAUUCUGCUCAACAUGUAUCCAGAGGAACCUUGAGCUACGCCACCGGAAGUGCCCAGGCUGUGGCACCCCUUUCGGGCAAAACGACGUGCGAGAGGUGAAGAUCUGA
Triticum turgidum subsp. durum (durum wheat) is the source of this 2535-nucleotide messenger RNA. Lineage: Eukaryota; Viridiplantae; Streptophyta; Magnoliopsida; Poales; Poaceae. The record is from the annotation of a GenBank genome assembly.